Rangifer tarandus platyrhynchus (Svalbard reindeer) is the source of this 768-nucleotide messenger RNA. The record is from the annotation of a GenBank genome assembly. NCBI's taxonomy places the organism in Eukaryota, Metazoa, Chordata, Mammalia, Artiodactyla, Cervidae.
AUGGUGCUGCUGCUGGUGAUCCUCAUCCCGGUGCUGGUGAGCUCGGCCGGCACGUCGGCGCACUACGAGAUGCUGGGCACCUGCCGCAUGGUCUGCGACCCCUACGGGGGCACCAAGGCGCCCAGCACGGCCGCCACGCCCGACCGCGGCCUCAUGCAGUCCCUGCCCACCUUCAUCCAGGGUCCCAAAGGCGAGGCCGGCAGGCCGGGGAAGGCGGGCCCGCGGGGGCCCCCUGGUGAGCCCGGGCCGCCGGGCCCCGUGGGCCCCCCGGGCGAGAAGGGCGAGCCCGGCCGCCAAGGCCUGCCGGGCCCGCCGGGGGCGCCGGGCCUGAACGCGGCCGGGGCCAUCAGCGCCGCCACCUACAGCACGGUGCCCAAGAUCGCCUUCUACGCUGGCCUCAAGCGGCAGCACGAAGGCUACGAGGUGCUCAAGUUCGACGACGUGGUCACCAACCUCGGGAACCACUACGAUCCCACCACGGGCAAGUUCACCUGCUCCAUCCCGGGUAUCUACUUCUUCACCUACCACGUCCUGAUGCGAGGAGGGGAUGGCACCAGCAUGUGGGCUGAUCUCUGCAAAAACAACCAGGUGCGCGCCAGCGCGAUCGCCCAAGACGCGGAUCAGAAUUACGACUAUGCGAGUAACAGCGUGGUUCUUCACCUGGAGCCAGGGGACGAAGUCUACAUCAAGUUAGAUGGCGGGAAAGCCCACGGAGGCAACAACAACAAAUACAGCACAUUUUCUGGAUUUAUUAUUUAUGCUGACUGA